This is a messenger RNA of Antechinus flavipes (yellow-footed antechinus), 10722 nucleotides long. RefSeq names its product pseudopodium enriched atypical kinase 1 (gene PEAK1). The transcript has 10 exons. Gene Ontology annotation, cellular component: focal adhesion; actin cytoskeleton. Gene Ontology annotation, biological process: protein phosphorylation. Bases 680 to 5956 code for a protein of 1758 amino acids. NCBI's taxonomy places the organism in Eukaryota, Metazoa, Chordata, Mammalia, Dasyuromorphia, Dasyuridae. Gene Ontology annotation, molecular function: protein kinase activity; ATP binding. The record is from RefSeq and is a predicted model, not a curated record.
GGAGGCGGCGGCGGGGACUUAGUUAGUUGUUGUGAGUGUCAGCAGCGGCGGCGGCCGAGGCUCCAGUGGAGGCGGCGGCGCCGGGACGGAGCGGGCCGGGACCGCCCGCGCGUCUCCCGCCUCCUGCCAGCCCAGAGCGGACGGACUGACGGACUGCGGUCGGACGGCGAGGAGGUCGUGGCGGCGGCGCCCGCUGAUCCCAGGUUGCUGCCAACACUAGCCCUGGUGUGCUGGGCACCUGCCAUCGUGGAUUUGUGUAGAACGCCAAGAUAAGUUGAAGCAUUUCAUUGCUAGAAAAAAGGCUCCUGGUCCCCAGCCCCUAUGAUGUGACUCUUCAGGCCAGUUACUGUUUCCCAAGUGGACGUCUGCACUGGUGCGAGCUAGUCACUGAAAGCAAUUAAAAAAACAUUGUUUUCCUGAUAAAGCAACAUAAAGAGUAAGACAAAAAAAGAAAAGAAAUUCACCUUGGCGAAAUCCGAAGCACCUUGAAGUUAUAACAAACCCUUCUAUCAUCUGCUGCUAAAGCCACGCUGGGCCCUGGGCUGUAUCAAGUGCUUCUCACGUAAAUGAUUGAUGACUACUUCAGAGAGCUGCUAUGAUACACAGGGAGUGAAAACUAGCGGAUGAAGACCUUGCCAUGCACUGAAAGUGGAGCAGCAAGCACGAAGCUCCGUGAAAAAUGUCUGCUUGUAACACCUUCACUGAACACGUCUGGAAACCCGGCGAGUGCAAGAACUGCUUCAAGCCCAAGAGCCUGCACCAGCUGCCCCCCGCCCCAGAGGCAGCCCCCCUCCCCCACAGUAGCAUAAAGACCAACGCAAACCACAGCAACAACCACCGAGUCCGGGGCACGGGCAACUUCCGGCCCCCCGUGGCCAAGAAGCCCACCAUCGCCGUGAAGCCCACCAUGAUGGUGUCGGGGGGGCAGAGCCUGAGUGCCGAGGCCAGCACCCCCGAGCACUGCGAGAGCAAGCCGGUGAUCAUCAGCUGGACCCGGAACAGGGUUUCCCUGAAUAAAAAACCACUCAACAACAACAACAACAACGAGGAAGAGAUUGAAGAGUUUGGUCACGUGCCCAGGCCUUUUGGCCCCAGUGACAGCGUGAGUCAGGUAGCAAACAACAACAACGGACUGACCGAAGUGCUGAAGGAGAUUGUGGGCUUGGAUCCCACUCCUCCGCGAACAGGCAGCGAGAGUAACUCAAGGGAAACGUUCCUGGGGAGGAUCAGCAGCUGCUACAAGCGGUCCCUGGAGAGGCAGCUCCCUCCCAGCUGCAUGAUGGGGGGCGGGAAGGACCCCCAGAGCAAGCACGUCAUUUUGAGCGGCAGCACAGAAGUGAUCAGCAGCGAAGGCGGUCGGUUUUGUUACCCAGAGUUCUCCAGUGAAGACGAGAGUGAGGACGACGCGUUUUUCCGCAGCGCGCACGAAGAGCACGAGAGCUGGGACGAAAGCGAUGAGGAGCUAUUGGCCAUGGAGAUUCGCAUGAGGGGCCAGCCCCGCUUUGCGAACUUCAGGGCCAACACCCUCUCCCCCGUCCGAUUCUUUGUGGGCAAAAAGUGGAACACUGUUCCCCUGAGAAACAAGUCUCUCCAGAGGAUCUGUGCGGUGGAUUAUGAUGACAGCUAUGAUGAAAUCCUGCACGACUACGGGGAGGACCCCGUGAUCCCUUAUGGGCAGGAAGGCCCGCAGAGCAUGGCCUCCUCCGGCUCCACAUCCCCCGAGUCGUCCUUAACAGAAGAGUCUCGCUCUGGGACAGCCAGCAGCUCAUCUCACAAGCUCUGCAAUGGAGGGACGUCUCCCGGGAGCCCCAGGGACGGUAAGGAGAUGGAACCAGGGGAAGCAGAGUGCGAAAACGCCGACCAUCAGCAGCAGGUGAAGGACACGGCCGGUGCUCCAAAAAGCCCCACUCACGUUUUAGAAACCCACAAGGCCGUGCUCGCGCUCCGAUUAGAAGAGAAAGAUGGCAAGAUUGAGCUUCAGGCUGAGAAGCAAGAAAGCAAAACCCCUACAGACGCGGCUGGGCAAGCAGUGACUAUAAACUUAGUGCCUCUCGAAGAGCGAGCAAAGCCAUACCGAGUCGUGAAUCUGGAACAGCCCGUGUGCAAGCCCUAUACGGUCGUCGAUGUGUCGGCGGCCAUGGCCAGCGAGCACCUGGACGGUCAGACCGAGAGUCCCAAGAGCAAAAGCACGUCAUCCACUCCAAAUUCCCCCCUUAUGUCUCCCACCUCCACGGCAGCACAGGGAAAUGCUCAUUUCAAAAAACCCAGCACCAUCCGAUACCAGGAAGUCUGGACAUCCAGUACGAGCCCACGGCAAAAGAUACCCAAAGUGGAGCUGGUCGCUGACGGCGCAGGACCGACCGUCCCUCCGAGGAAAAACUCCCACAAGUCAGCGCCCACUUCCCCCACAGCCACCAGUAUUUCUUCCAAAACGAUCCCGGUGAAGUCGCCCAAUCUGUCUGAAAUCAAGUUCAACAGUUACAACAACGCCGGCAUGCCUCCCUUCCCCAUCAUCAUUCACGACGAGCCGACGUACGCGCGAAGCUCCAAGAACGCUAUCAAAGUUCCCAUCGUGAUCAACCCUAACGCGUACGACAACUUAGCCAUCUACAAAAGUUUUCUGGGGACCAGCGGAGAGCUGUCAAUGAAAGAUAAAACCACCAGUGUCAUCAGCCACACUUACGAAGAAAUCGAAACGGAAUACAAAGUGGCUGAGAGUCCCGCCGGCAAGCCCGCCGACGCCUCUCUGGGCAAGGGGCGCUCAAGCAGCACGGAGCACAGGAAGGGCUCGGUGGCCCAAAAGGUCCAGGAGUUUAACAGCUGCCUCGGCAGAGGCCAGCCCUCCCCCCAGAGACGGCAGGGCUCUGCUCAGGGCUCCCCGGCACGAGCCCAGAGAACCGCGCAAGAGCUCACAGCCAAGACCGAAGCCGCUCCGGAGUCGCGGCCCCCGGGCAGCAGUGGCAACCGGGAAAAGGCAAGCACCGUGCUCUCCCAGAUCGUCGCCUCGAUCCAGCCUCCGCAGUCCCCCCCGGGAACCCCCCCCUCUGGCCCAGAAGCCCGUAGCAUAGAGGAGCUGUACGCCUUGCCUCCAGCGGACGACACCCCCACGAGUCCUCCCACAAGGCCAAAAUCUCUCUUUGCUGCUGCGCCGCCCAGCCAUGAGAAGGAAGCCGCCCCAGCCCCGGAGAGCCCCGGCGCCCCUGGGCCCAAGGAGCUGCCCUCCAAGCCCACCGCCUGCCAGUCUUCCCAGUACACAGCCGGCACUCCUACCCCAAGCCCCCAGGCUGAACCAGGGGCUCCCUUCCCCCCGCCACGCUCCACUUCCUCCCCGUACCACGCGAGUAACCUUUUGCAAAGACAUUUCAGCCACUGGAGCAAGCCCACCAGCCCCACCAGGUCAACCGAGGCCGAGGCCGUCCUGAGCGCCGAGGGCAGGAGGACAGCCGACGCCAAGCCCAAGCGCUGGAUCUCGUUUAAGAGCUUCUUCCGCCGCAAGAAGACGGAGGAGGAGGAUGACAAAGAGAAGGAGAGAGAGAAGGGGAAGCUGGUGGGCCUCGACGGCACGGUCAUCCACAUGCUGCCCCCGCCUCCCGUGCAGCGCCAUCACUGGUUCACGGAGUCGAGGACCGACCCCAGCGAGAAGCCGUCGAUCGUGUUCAUGUACAGGUGUGACUCUGCGCAGGGCGAGCUAAGCUCCGACCCGGACAAGCCAGGAGUGGAGCGUGUCGUGAUUUCGGAUAAAAGCGAAAUGGAAGAGAAGGUCCUGCGGGAUGCCGAAAAGAAGAAAAGGAGUCAUUCUUCUCCAGCUCAUGUUCCCAAGAAAAUUCUCAGACUCAAGAAGGCCCUGAGAGAAUUUCCUCUAAUGGGGAAUUGUGUGAGUGAGUACAGUGGUCACGUGCCCCACGAAGGGACGGUAGAGGGGCCUCCUCGCGUUCCCAGAACGACUCCCGUGAAGGAGGGCGGCAGCAAUGCGGCGGGCGCGCCAGCCCUGCCCCCCCACACCCCAGAGAGGGAAGAAGGGAAGGAAGAGGCCUCAGACCCUUCCGACGAAAGCCCCUGUAGUGCCACGUACAGUAACCUGGGGCAAUCCAGAGCCACCAUGAUCCCCCCCAAGCACCCUCGCCAGCCAAAGGGGGCCGUGGAUGACGCCAUUGCUUUCGGGGGAGCCCCAGAGCAAGAGGUGGCCCGCCCCUCCCAGGCCACGCCACCCCCCCUGCCAAAGAAAACCAUCCUGAGGGCCAACACGGAGCCUCUGCCCAAAGACCUGCACAAGUCCCUGGAGAACAGCCUGUGCCUCCUGGCCAACCCCACCUACGACAUGGAGGCCCACUGGGACGCCAGCAGCGCCGGCUCCUCCCUCAGCUACGAGCUCAAGGGCCUGGAGAACGAGUCCUGCGACUCGCUGGACAGGGCGCUGCCCAAGGACAGGCGCGCCAGCACCACGGCCCGCAGCGCCUCCAGCCUGACCGCCCUGGGCGCCAGGGAGCGCUUCUGCACCAGCACCGAGUCCCUGACGGGCCGGCGGGGGCCUCAGGGCAAGCUGGGCCGGAGCGCCCCCAAGCCCCAGAGGACGGUGCUCUACCGCGGCAUCGAGAACCGGGAGGAGGUGGUGGGGAAGAUCCGGAGCCUGCACAGUGACGCCCUGAGGAAGCUGGCUCUCAAGUGCGAAGACCUCUUCAUGGCCGGGCAGAAGGACCAGCUCCGCUUUGGGGUGGACAGCUGGUCCGACUUCCGGCUGACCAGCGACAGGCCCUGCUGCGAAGCCGGCGACGCCGUCUACUACCCGGCCUCCUACGCCAAAGACCCGCUCACCAGCUACGCCGUCAAGAUUUGUAAAAGCAAAGCUAAAGAGUCCCAACAGUAUUACCACAGUCUGGCCGUCCGGCAGAGCCUGGCCAUUCAUUUUAACAUCCAGCAGGACUGCGGCCAUUUCCUAGCCGAAGUUCCCGUCCGCCUUCUUCCCUGGGAAGACCCCGAUGCCCCCGAGAAGGAAGACGAUGAAAUGGAAGCGGAGGAGGAAGAGGGAGCUGAGCCGCGGGACCGAGCCCCGUCCGCGGGCGCGGAGUCGGCCCCGAGGGGCAGCAAGCAGCGCAGCCACGUGGUGGUCAUCACCCGCGAGGUCCCCUACCUCACCGUGGCAGAUUUCGUGCGGGAGUCUCUGGCCCAGCACGGGAAGAGCCCCGACACGUACGAGCGGCAGGUGUGCCUGCUCCUCCUGCAGCUGUGCUCCGGCCUCGAGCACCUCAAGCCCUACCACGUCACGCACUGCGACCUACGGCUGGAGAACCUGCUCCUCCUCCACUGCCGGGCCGGCAGAAGCGCCCAAAGGGGCGAGCCCGGCCCGGCCGCCGCGGCCCCGACCAGACUGAUCGUGAGCAACUUCUCCCAGGCCAAGCAGAAGAGCCAUCUGGUGGACCCCGAGGUCUUUCGGGACCAGUCCCGCCUGGCGCCCGAGAUCAUCACCGCCACGCAGUACAAGAAGUGCGACGAGUUCCAGACCGGCAUCCUGAUCUACGAGAUGCUGCACCUCCCCAACCCCUUCGACGAGAACCCGGAGCUGAAGGAGAAGGAGUACACGCGCGCCGACCUCCCCCGCAUCCCCUGCCGCUCGCCCUACUCAUGGGGGCUGCAGCAGCUCGCCAGCUGCCUCCUGAACCCCAACCCUUCGGAGCGCAUCCUCAUCUCGGACGCCAAGGGCAUCCUGCAGUGUCUGCUCUGGGGGCCCCGGGAGGACCUCUUCCAGACGCUGCACAGCCUGGCCAGCCCCGGCCAGAGAAACGCCGUCCUCCAGAACUGGCUGGACAUUAAGCGGACCCUGCUCAUGAUCAAGUUCGCCGAGAAGUCUUUGGACAGAGAGUGCGGGGUCAGCCUGGAAGACUGGCUCUGCGCGCAGUACCUGGCCUUCGCCACCACGGACUCGCUGGGCUGCAUCGUCGGCAUCCUCCAACACCGUUAAGCCCCAGACCGCACUCCCCCAGCAGAGCGGCUGCCAGCUGAGCCCGAAGAUGUGUGUGCAGGGAGGGGAGUCGGCGGCCCUGAGGUGCCGGCGGGCAGAGGAGGCAGGGAGCUGCCGACGGAAGCCUCGGACCCUCUCCCUGCCCUCUGCUGUCGGCCUGCUCUCCAUCGGAGCCUCCUCCUCAGGCAGCCGGCCCCGCACUCAGUAUUACUAGGUUCCAAAUCAUGCCCGAGGUGGCUCAGAAGGACGGCGCUGGGAGUGGCGCGGACCCGCUGACACCGAGCGUCGCCGGGCCGACGGCCUUCCUCCUGAGCCCCGUGCUUCUCUCCGAUGGAUAGAUGUGCAAUUCCUGUAUGUAUUUUUAAAGCUGUAUAUUACAGUGUUUACGUUGCAACCUGACCUGAAGCGAGACCUCCAGAGUCCCCCUUCCUCUCCUGGCACAUAAAUGAGCUUCAGAUAGGAGUGCUUUUUACAUGUGUGGAUGUUUGUAUGUUUAUUUCAUUCAAAACUGUGAGUAAUCCGUUUACUUCAGCCUUGAAAACAAAAUAGCCACUUUGACCAUGUGUAUGUGCUGGGACCAUCGAGCACCUGGGGGCUCCCGCGUCCGGGGCGGCCUCCCCUCCUCUUCGUCCCACGCCCAGGCCCUGGGGCUGAGCCCAUGGGUCGGGGGACCAGAUCGACUGUGCAGGAUUACACAGCACAUUAGUGGCCUUGGAAACACUUCUAAACUUGGGUGAUUUUUUUAAGCCUUUCAUUUGAUUCACUGGUGUCUAUGAGUGAUCAGGAAAGGAGAAGGAGAAUGUAUUUUAUUGCAAUGUUAUUUUUUUUAAAGGAAACAAGAGAUGUUAAAGGGAGUUGGUUAGUGAUGUGCUUCCUUCCAGUAUGUGACGGUCAUCUCCCCUAGAAAGCCCCUGGCGGGGGGAAGGCUGGGGCCUCGGUCUGGCUGUCGUGUGCCGGCUACCCGGGUCAGAAUGACCCCUCAGCCCAGUCAGCCCCCGAGUUCAGAGCUGUAAGUGGGUGGGCUCCCCAGAGGCUGUCCCAGCCCUCCCGCUCACCUGCUAGCUUCCCUGCUUUAGUUAGAGCCCCAUGGUCCCCGGCCCCGGGCCGUCCCAGCAGGCACGUCCUCCAGCCCACCUGGCCCUUUGCAUCACUGACCCCUCCAUUCAAGGCGUUGCUUCUUUUGGCAACUUGCACACGGCACGUUUUGUAGUUUUAUGUUAGUGCACCUGCUCCCUGACCCUUCUUUACCCCUCAGCUUUCUCGCUCUGUGUGUGCCUGUGAUGACUUGGAUCUCAUCACCAGAACACUGGCCACACCAGGGGGAGAUCCCGGGGCCCCAGGCGAGAGCCUCAGCCAGGGUGGUGGGGGGGGGGCUCCCCAGGGAGGUCUGUGAUCCUCGCAGCGCGCUGUCGACGGAGCCCGCCCAUCCCCCCCGGUGACGCUCCUCGGGUGACGGCCCCUGUUGUUUGGGGGCGAGCCGAGCUUGCUGUUCUUUCACGGGGUGAAUGCGGACAGGCCAGACGGGGCCCGGGACUUCUCAGAGGUGAAGGAUGAAGGGGUUCCCUCUGGCUGUGCCUUGGAAAGGGAAGAAAGAACAUCUCGGGAUCUUCGCAGAAUGGAUUCCAGAAUAAAGCGUUCAUUCGUCUUCACGAUUGUGGCAAAUGUUUUAAACGUGCUUGAGUUGCAGGAAGCAUCCUCCUCCACCUCGGGCGGCCGCAGAAGACACAGGGGUUGGGUGGUGAGCGCCAAAGCCCUUUCAGUUUUCUGAAGUAAUGACUACAGUUUGCAGUCGACAGUAUUGAUUGGAAAUAGAGAUUUUUUUUUUAUUUUUCAUUGGAAUACUUUAACUUUCUACUCAAGACACUUCCAUCUAUAUCAAGAGAAUUGAAAAAUCAAGCAGCCUUUUGGACACCAUUUAAAGCAAGCACUUUGAUAAAGCCGGAGAGAGAAGGCCGAGCCUCCAGCCUGUGGGGUUAGCAGGAGCAUAGUAGGGCUGGAGCUGCCUGGACCAGGGAUGGGAUGUGUGACAUAGUGAGUGCCUUGUUAGAGUUAGAAUCUACUCUGGAAAGAGGGUGACUCAAAAGACAAGUCCUGAGAAGCCUUAAGAUUUGGUGGGAGGGAGCAGCCUUUCAGAGAGGGGCUAACUUGGAUUCUCGAAGCGAAGAGCGUCUCUGGCAGGAAAGGGAGAAAUGGACAUCUGUGGAAGCCGCCCGGGAGAUGAGGCCAUCAGGCCUCGGCUUAGAAUUCAGAGCUGGGUUCUCUGGCAGGGUCUUGGGCUCUGGCUUCAGAAGCUGAAGCUGGGAGGUGUGGAGGGACCCAAUACCCCAUCCCCCGCCAAGGUAUCCAAGUGAUAGACCCGGGGAGGGGUCAUGGCAGGGAAAGCAAGUGGGGAAGGGAAGCAUCGAACACAUUAUUUAGAGUUUGGGAAAACACAAAGGUGGAUUCACCUCAUCCCUUUGCUUCCACGCUCCGAACGAGCGGGCAGCCUUGGUAUCAUAAGCCCAGAGAUUUUAGAAGAGGUGUCUCUUGGAUUUUAGCAGAAAUCUUGUUGGAAAGUCCCUGGCUCCAAAGGCCUCCCAAAGGCCUCUGGGUCAGACCGUGAGAAGGGCAGCCGCAGGCUUCCCAGAGCCGAGCCAUGAGUCGUCUGACGCUGGCUGGGAAGUCGUCUGCAAACCCCUAAAACCAACCUCGAGAAGGCUUCCUCCUUCCCAGGCCUCCUCCUCAGAGCUGACAUUCUGCUCAAAGUGUCUCUAAACGAGUUAGCAGGAGCUAAAGAGCAAAGCAAAUGAUCUGCAAAAUAUGGAUCCGACCACAAGAAGUGUGAUGGCGCUGACAUUUUGGCAUUUCGAAGGAUCCCAAGAGGCCGCUGGAGCCGCGCAGGUUUGAGACGUUCCUUCCACCUUCUUCACUCUUCUUGCUCUGUACCUUACACAAAGAGGAACCGAGGCUGACAGAGCUGAAUCAUUUUCCCAGGCUCCCCCAUCUAGCAGAAUCACGGCAUAGGACAAAGGAGUGAGGAAGGUGGGUCAAGUCAGAAUUUGAACCCAGAGCCUCCUGAGGACCCAGCGCUGCCCCCCCCCCCCAGAAAUCUGGCUCAGCUUAAGGGGUCACUUAUUGUUUCACUUUCUUCCUGUCUGGGCUGUUCAUUUUACCUCAUUCGAGUUAAUACUCCAAGUCCCCACAUUAUCGGCAGCCUGGAACUCCAAUCGCUGCUCUUAACUGUGCACUGAAAUCCAGCUGGCCGCCCUCAUCGGCCCCCAGGGAAUUGGGCGGGCCCAGGACCCCAAGGGGCUGGCGGGGGGCCGGCGUUGCAGAGGCCUUAGGGAGGGAAGGUACCAAAGACACGAAGCCCAGUUUACCCCGAUGCUUACGGCAAAGCUUUUGCCAAAGCUGAUGCCGGGGAGAGGAGUUGACAGGCAUUCCACCUCCACCCUUCAAAAACAAAAACAAAAACAAAAAAAAACUUUUUUAUUUAUUUUUUUAAUAGCAAAGUCAUGUGUUAGGAAAGGAGAAAACCACCCCCCCAAAAGCCCACCCUAGAUUGAAUGUAAGGUUCCCAGGAACCUGACCAUCCCUUCCCCCCUUAAAAAAACCCUCCCUCCCUCGCGUCUCCUGGAAGGGACGGUCAGGAGCUGUUCCAUGGGGCUAAGCUUGUGAAGAAACAGCCCGUCUCUUUGACACUGUAUUUGAAGGAUUUUUUUUUCUUUUUAAUGGUGGUUUCAGUAGGUAGUGUUCUAAAGAAUUCUUGGGAGAUUUCUUAAUGGAUUGUGAAUGUUUUUAUAAACCUUCCUGCAGAGGUGUUUACCACUCAACAUUACCAUCAUGUAAUAGUUACUAAGUGCCCAGAAGGAGAAAGGGGCUCGCCAGCUGUCUCACCCUUUUGCCCGGGCCUGUUCAAAAUGAACUCAAUUUGCUGCUACAGCACCGGGGAAGCGUGUUCCAUCUGAGCUGCCUCCAAUGCUCGCCUCCUUCCCCCAUCUGGGCACCGCCCCGCCAAGGACAGCCUGCGUGCUGUGGGCCAGCCUCUUAACACCCAUCCCACCCUCUGUAUUUUUUUAAUCCAAGGUGGUUUCAGGGAUUCAGAGGAUGUUGGAAAUUUUUUACAUAGAAGAAAUAUAUAGACAUAUAUAUAUAAAUAUAUAUAUAUAUUACUAUGAACUUUAUUGUAUUUCAGAAAACCCACUUUGCCCUUCUUGUGUGUGUGUAUAUGUGUGAGAGGGAGGAGGAGGAGGAGGAGGAGGAAGAGGAGGAGAGAGGAUGGUUGGAGUGCGUGAGGACCCGCACACAGCAAAUAUGCUUGAAUGUUGCCCUACCCAAAAGUCUCAGAGUAGCCUCUUUGAAAGAACAACUCACGCCGCUUGUUCAAGCCCGAGUAGGCACCCCUCACUCCGCCAGUCUCACGAGGUUCUGUCUGAGAUCCCUGGGUUAGGAUUCUCUGUUGUUGCCACACAGGACAUCGGGGCUCCGAGGUCACCCGCCAGAAGAGACUCUGGCUCUCUGGCUUUUGUCCUUGGAAUUGUCUUUCCAGUGAGUCUUCCGAGCCUGCCCCUUGCUCUGUGGAAGCUUUCUGUUCGGAAAGCUUGUUGUCUCAGUCGCGUUAUCUGAAGCUUCAUCUCUCUGGUCGCCCAUUUUAUAGAUGUAUAAAUAUAUAAACCUCCCCCUGUCAUUGGGGGGCACUUCUAUGCUCUGGUUUGCUGUGGUACUUUGCUGUGGACGCUGUGGCAUUCAUGUUACUGUGUAAAUAAACUCGUUUUAUUACACUGAAA